GCCGGUCGCUAUGCUGCGCGCCUCGCUCCGCGAGGUCUCGGCAGCCUUGAGGGAAGGACAAAUCACUCCGACGGAGCUCUGCCAGAGGUGCCUUUCCCUCAUCAAAAGCACCAAGUUUCUUAACGCUUACAUUACCGUAACGGAAGAAACUGCUUUGAAGCAGGCAGAAGAAUCAGAGAAAAGAUUCAGAAGAGGUCAGCCCUUGGGAGUGUUAGAUGGAAUUCCUGUUGCAGUAAAAGACAACUUCAAUACAGCUGGCAUUGAGACAACAUGUGCAUCAAACAUGCUAAAAGGUUAUAUUUCUCCUUACAAUGCUACAGUAGUUCAGAAAUUACUGGAUCAGGGAGCUGUGCUUGUAGGAAAAACAAACCUAGAUGAAUUUGCAAUGGGAUCUGGGAGCACAGAUGGGGUAUUUGGACCAGUCAGAAACCCCUGGAGUUAUUCAAGGCAGUACAAGGAAAAAUCUGCCCCAAAAUCCCAUUCUGAGGACAAAGAGCCUGAGUGGGUAAUAGCAGGAGGGAGCUCAGGAGGCAGUGCAGCUGCUGUGUCGUCUUUCACCUGUUUUGCAGCCUUAGGGUCAGACACAGGAGGAUCCACCCGAAACCCUGCUGCUCACUGUGGUGUAGUAGGUUUAAAGCCAACCUAUGGACUGAUCUCUCGCCAUGGUCUCAUUCCUCUAGUGAACUCCAUGGAUGUGCCAGGAAUCCUAACGAGAUGUGUGGAUGAUGCAGCACUUGUGUUAGGUUCACUUGCUGGACAUGAUCCUAAAGACUCUACCACAAUUCAGGACAAAUUCAAGCCAUUUGAACUACCCAAUUUGCCUGAUGUUAGCAAGCUCUCAAUAGGAAUUCCAAAGGAAUAUCAUGCACCAGGGCUUUCUAGUGAGAUUUUGGCUCUCUGGUCAAAGGCUGCUGAUCUCUUCAAGAGUGCAGGUGCUAAAGUCGUUGAAGUGAGUCUACCACACACUCGUUACUCGAUUGUCUGCUAUCACGUGCUGUGCACAGCAGAAGUGGCAUCAAAUAUGGCCAGAUUUGAUGGACUGGAAUAUGGACACCGUUCUGACACGAACAAGUCCACAGAGAGUAUGUAUGCUGCCACACGGCGAGAGGGCUUCAACGCUGUUGUCAGGGGAAGAAUCCUUUCAGGGAACUACUUCUUGCUGAAACAGAACUAUGAGAAUUACUUUGUCAAGGCACAGAAAGUCAGGCGGCUGAUUGCCCAGGACUUUGGGAAGGUUUUUGGGAGCGGUGUUGAUGUUCUGCUCACUCCUACCACCCUGAGCCAGGCAGCACCAUACACAGAGUUCAUCAAGGAAGACAACAGGACCCGCAGUGCACAGGAUGACAUCCUGACACAGGCUGCAAACAUGGCAGGCCUGCCAGCUAUAAACGUUCCUGCAGCUCUUUCAGAGAGAGGCUUACCAGUUGGGCUGCAGUUCAUUGGCCGUUCAUUCCAGGAGAAGCAGCUUCUCACUGUAGCCAAAUGGUUUGAAAAAGAAGUGAAAUUCCCCAUGAUCCAGCUAGAAGAAGUGAAGAGACAUGACCAUGGUGUCUUUCAGCAUCAGAAAUCUGCUUCUUUUUCAUAACACAGGACUUGGUAGUCAGCUAAAGCAGGAAAGCUGUGGAAGAGAUGGUCAGAAAGUGCAUCCCUGCAGUUAAUUUCUUUUUUUGUUGUUGUUGUUUUUUAAAUAAUCCAUUUUAAGAAGCCCAAAUGCAGGGUGGAAUCAUGAGAGCUUGUUACUGUGUAAUUAAGGCAAAGUGAAUCGUUAA
Messenger RNA from Indicator indicator, 1769 nucleotides. It is a transcript of the gene QRSL1, whose product is annotated as glutaminyl-tRNA amidotransferase subunit QRSL1. The record is from RefSeq and is a predicted model, not a curated record. Gene Ontology annotation, cellular component: glutamyl-tRNA(Gln) amidotransferase complex; mitochondrion. Gene Ontology annotation, biological process: mitochondrial translation; glutaminyl-tRNAGln biosynthesis via transamidation. Bases 11 to 1585 code for a protein of 524 amino acids. NCBI's taxonomy places the organism in Eukaryota, Metazoa, Chordata, Aves, Piciformes, Indicatoridae. The transcript is spliced from 11 exons. Gene Ontology annotation, molecular function: glutaminyl-tRNA synthase (glutamine-hydrolyzing) activity.